UUGCAGAGUUUCGAAUAUGCGGUGGAAGUGCUCCGUAGCGUGCAGAACUGUGAUUUCUUACCAGUUGUGAUAAUAGAAAACAAAAUAGAUCUCAUCGAUGACUACGACUUUUCGAACAAGGAUGUCAUUGAAAACUCGGUCAGACAAGCAAGGAUACGGCUCUACAGAGUUUCGGCCAAAAACGACUUCAAUGUGAUGCAUCCAUUUGCCUACGUAUUAGAAAAGCUACUCCGAUACAGUGAUGAGAACGCCAAUGUUCACGAGAAAAGCAGCUUUCAAACUUUCCAUCGGCCAUCUCGCGAAGGCUGGGUGGAGCGACCGGUGACAAGGUCGAGAAAAAAGAGCGUCAAUUGUACCAUUAUGUAA
Molecule: messenger RNA, 366 nt
Organism: Ostertagia ostertagi
Lineage: Eukaryota; Metazoa; Nematoda; Chromadorea; Rhabditida; Trichostrongylidae
Source: the annotation of a GenBank genome assembly